CCGUUAAAAAUCAUGACUUUUUAAAAGACUACCUAUAUGGGAAAAUAGGAUACAAAAGACUUCACAUAUUUAAGUGGGAAAAUACUGUGUAUAUACAAUAUCAUUUAGUUUUAUUUCUAGAUUGAUUUUUUAUACACACACACAGACAGGAAGGAAUUAUACCAAGUUUAACUGUUGUUUUCCUGGGUAACGUGAUGAGAAUUAUAAUUACUUUCUUCUUUUACAUUUAUGUUUAUUUUCCAAAUUUUCUGCAAAGAGACCAUAUCACAUUUACAAUCAGAAAAAAAGUUUUUAAUCAGCAGUUUUUAAUCCUCCAGGUGUUAUGUCCAUACUAAGUGGCUGGUAAGUAAUAUUCUGCUUCACUCCACAGCUGCUGCUAGACACCCACUCCCUGAAGAUGGUGCUGCUCGACCUACCCUCCAUCGGCUCACAGGUGGUGAGGAAGGCCCCUGCCAGUUACACCAAAAUUGUUGUGAAAGGCAUGACCCGGGCUGAGAUGAUCCUCAAGGUGGUGAUGGCACCUCAUGAGCCACCAGUGGUGUUUGUGGACAACUACAUCAAACUCCUUACGGACUGCAACACAGAAACCUUCCAGAAGAUACUGGACAUGAAGGGGCUGAAGAGAAGCGAGCAGAGCAGCAUGCUGGAACUCUGCCGCCAGAGGCUCCCCACCCCGCCCUCGGGGGCAGAAGGCCCCAGCUCGCUGUCGCUGAUGGCUCCAACGCCAGAACAGGAAUCAUCUCGCAUCCGGAAACUAGAGAAAUUAAUUAAAAAGAGACUGUAGGAG
Trichechus manatus latirostris (Florida manatee) is the source of this 787-nucleotide messenger RNA. Its product is annotated as vacuolar protein sorting-associated protein 53 homolog. The transcript has 3 exons. The record is from RefSeq and is a predicted model, not a curated record. Bases 398 to 784 code for a protein of 128 amino acids. Lineage: Eukaryota; Metazoa; Chordata; Mammalia; Sirenia; Trichechidae. Gene Ontology annotation, cellular component: GARP complex. Gene Ontology annotation, biological process: retrograde transport, endosome to Golgi.